Molecule: messenger RNA, 1053 nt
Organism: Rotaria socialis
Lineage: Eukaryota; Metazoa; Rotifera; Eurotatoria; Philodinida; Philodinidae
Source: the annotation of a GenBank genome assembly
AUGGAUUCAGAAAAGUCGUCAACCGAACAAGGGUGUAUAAGAUGGAGGUGGAAAUCAAAGGACAAUGCAUCCGGUGUUGAGAAAGACUACAGAUGGAAACAACAUAAUGAUAUCGAAAAUCGAAUGAUUGAACAUGCAUAUCAACAAGGCAACGAUCAAGUCGAAUUAUAUGAUUUUACGAUUGAUUUCAGGAGUGAAAUUCAAAUUAGUAAACGAGAUUCACAAGAACAAUAUGAGAUAAAACGACAGAUAGGCUUAUCAGAUAUCAGUGAUCGUGUUAGAGUCGAUCGUUUUGUUGUUGAAGAAGCACAAUGCAUUGAGAAAUCAUUCUAUUCGUUGCCAAAAUCCUUCAUGAAUGCAAUUCUGUUCUAUGAAGGACAAGUUGGUCCCGAAAGAGUAUUGGACGCUAUAACUGGUAUUCGAAAAGUAGGUGCUCUGUUGGGUAAAGCAAAGCAAGCGGAAUGUCUUGCCAAUGAUUUUCAAGAAACCUAUGGAAUAUACUGGGGUCGAGAGGAUGAAAUUAUGGAUCAGGUCAUUCGUUUAUAUACCAUGGACAAUUUUUUGUACAAAUUUAUCAAUUAUUUUAUGAGAACUGCAGAUAUUACGACUGGUGCAUUUGAGAAUGAGCGGGACAAAAUGUAUGGACAGCUAUUAGGACCAUAUUAUAGUCUAUUGCAAGAAAGUUUUCACAGACGACGGUCUGAAGUUGAUAUUCUACUAUAUCGUAGCGCCAAUUUAACCGAUGACAUGAUCGAGGAGUACAAGCAAUAUGUUGGCGAAGAUAUAACAUGGAUUUCAUUUUCCAGUAGUUCGAAAAAUAAAGCAGUAGCCUUAUUGUAUGAUGGUAACACUUUGUUUCAAAUUUAUGUACCAAAACAGCCCGAUACGCGGAAUGCUGAUGUCUCUUCAUUAUCACAAUUUCCUGAAGAAGAAGAAGUUGUAUUUGAUCAUCAAACUUUCUUCACUGUCAAGAAAGUAGACUAUGAUCAAACAUUACGAAAACAUAUUAUUCACUUGAACAUCACCGAUUACGGCGCUCGUUAUCGUAAAUAA